AUGGGAUGGGAUUCGGACCCGCAGGAGUCUGAACUGCCAGCAAUUGAUCGUUUACUUGCGCAUAUUCGUGAACAAGAUCACAACAAAUCAGCUAUCGAACGUCUACUUGAUGUGGCGUUUGCUAGAAUGGGAAGAACUCCUCCAAAAGCGUUACCAACAUCGGCGUCAUACCCAACGUUAGUAGCUUGCGAACUAGAAUCAUCCGAUAUUGGAAAAUGUCACGAAGAAACAUUGUUUUGUAUGAUGGAUAAUGGUUAUACAUCAACGCCAUUGUUACGACCUAACACAAAUGGAACAUCAUUAUCGAGAACUAAUUCAUUGAUAAAUAAUCAGUUUGAUUAUUACUUAGAUAAAAAAUUGUCAAAUUAUCCGUAUACUACAAGCCAUCAGAAUUUGACAUAUUUAUAUAAUGAUGACUCAAGGAAUAUCCUUGAAAGUUUCAAACGGUUGAAUGUUGAAAAUGAUUGCCGGUUGAAACGGGCAGCAGCACAAGAGCGACGACAAGCUACACUCAAACCUGGUCUAUGCUGGAAUUCACCAUUACCCGUUCGUCCAAGAAGUUUUUCCAUUCAAGCUCCUUCAAUGUCUUGCAAAGUGUUUCUUGGCGGUAUUCCACAUGACAUUCAUGAACGUGAUUUGAAUUCUCGAUUGGCUGAGUUUGGUUCUUGUCGUCUUGAAUGGCCAACAGAUAAUUUUGCGAUAAAUCGUAAUGGAAAUCACGGUAAAUCUGGUUACGUAUACGUCAUUUUUGAUCAUGAACAAUCCGUUCAUCAGUUAUUGAGAGUUUGUUCACAAAAAAGCGAACGAAAUUUAAAUGAUGGACGUUGUGAAUAUUAUCUCGAUGUCCCAAGUCAUCGUACAAGUGCUCGUCGAAAAAGUAUUCAAAUAAUUCCCUGGUUUACGGAAGAUUCACAAUGGAUGAGUGAAAAAUUAGAGUCAUCGCCAACUUAUGAACAAAAACUAUUAGAAUUUCAAACAAAUACAAAUUUAACGGUUUUUGUUGGUGCACUACAUGGAAUGAUGACAGCGUUUGCACUGGCAAAAAUAUGUCAUUCAUUAUUUGGCGAUGUGGAAUUUGCUGCAAUUGAUACAGACCGCAAUAAAUAUCCUAUAGGCUCUGGUCGAGUUAUCUUUCAAAAUGUUCAUAGUUAUUUUGCUGCUGUGACAGCCAAUUACAUAAUGAUUGAUUGUGAUCGAUUUUCUAAAGUGAUUCAAAUUGAUCCCUAUUUAACCGACAGCCAUAUUUGUGCCGGUGUUAAUGGCAAACCGUGUAUAAAUGUUGGUAGUUAUUUUUGUCGUAGUUUAAAAUGUUGGUCAUAUUAUUGUGGAUAUUGCUGGAAUAUAAAACAUGCACAUAUUUCAAAAAAAUUAAAACUAAAUCAGUAUGAUACGUAUGGAAAUUCAGAUGAGAUUUAUGAAGAAGAAUGGAAUGAAGACAGUAGUGAACCAUUAUCUAUGCAACAUAAAUAUAAGGACGACGAGUAUGAGCUUCAUGACAAUGAACCUGGAAUAAAUGAAUUAUUGACUGAAUAUCAGCGUGAACUGGAAUAUUUAAAAAAAAUACCUGGUAUUCAAGUAAAUGAGCUUGAUGAAUUGAUCACGCAUCGUUUGAAAGAAAAAUACACAAAAAGAAAGAAUGCCAAACGUAUUUCUCACUCAACAUUGUCUCAAUCAACAUUGUCUCAAUCCAAUCCAGAAUUAGACACAACAAAUUAUAGUGGAAAAAAUCAACAACAAACCUUGUAUUCUCCGAUCAUUAAGCCAGUUUCAUCACUGGAUUUAUUGAAUGCAAGUGGAUCAACGAAUCUACCCUUGACACUAUUUAAUGAUGAUCAAACGGAUUAUAUUAUUGAACAUUUGAAACAAGUCAGUAUGAAAAACGAUAGCCGUCUGAAAAAAGCAGCUCAGCAAGAACGACGACAAGCAACACGUUUUUUUGGAAAAGUUAAGCCAGGUCUGUGUUGGACGGCACCAUUACCCGUUCGUCAACGUCCAUUUUCAAUUGAAAUACCACCCAUUUCAUGCAAAGUUUUUCUUGGUGGAAUACCACACGAUUUGCAAGAAAGAGAUUUAUGUGCUCGAUUGAAUGAAUUUGGUCCUUGUCGUGUUGAAUGGCCUACAGAUGGAACGGCUCUACAUCGUCGUUCAAAUCAUGGUAAAGCUGGUUACGUUUAUGUAAUUUAUGAUCAUGAACAAUCUGUUCAUCAAUUAUUACAAGCAUGUUUACAACAAACCCAUCGUCAUACAGACGGAAGAUGUGAAUAUUAUCUCAAUGUACCAAAUCCUCGCUCAGCAUCACGUCGUAAAAGUAUUCAAAUAAUACCAUGGUUCACAGAAGAUUCACAAUGGUGUAAUAAUAAAGAUGAUACAUCACCAUUCGUUCAAAAUGAUCGUAAUAAACCAUCUGAGGCUGAUCAUACGGUUUUUGUUGGUGCAUUACAUGGAAUGAUGACUGCGUACGCAUUGGCACAAAUAUUUACAGUAUUAUUUGGUCGUGUUGAAUUUGCUGCUAUCGACACAGAUCGCAAUAAAUACCCCAUCGGGUCUGGUCGUGUUAUAUUUGCUGAUAUGCAUUCUUAUUUUUCUGCAAUAACAGCCAAUUACAUUUUCAUUGAUUGUGAUCGAUUUUCAAAAGUGAUUCAAGUUGAUCCAUACCUGAUUGAUACCCAUACAUGCAGUGGUACCGAUGGUAAACAAUGUUCAAAUACUGGUCAAUAUUUUUGUCGUAGUUUAAAAUGUUGGAAAUAUUAUUGUGCUAAUUGUUGGAGUAUUAAACAUUCGGUUGAUCCAAAAAAAGCACAAGAAUUGAAUGUGUAUGAUGCAGAUCGAUCAACUCCGGCUAUGAUUCAUAAACCAUUGAUGCGUAAUGCACGUUCACAGUAA
Molecule: messenger RNA, 2883 nt
Organism: Didymodactylos carnosus
Lineage: Eukaryota; Metazoa; Rotifera; Eurotatoria; Philodinida; Philodinidae
Source: the annotation of a GenBank genome assembly